This is a messenger RNA of Penicillium argentinense, 1389 nucleotides long. RefSeq names its product Zn(II)2Cys6 transcription factor. The record is from RefSeq and is a predicted model, not a curated record. Bases 1 to 1389 code for a protein of 462 amino acids. Gene Ontology annotation, biological process: positive regulation of transcription by RNA polymerase II. Gene Ontology annotation, cellular component: nucleus. Lineage: Eukaryota; Fungi; Ascomycota; Eurotiomycetes; Eurotiales; Aspergillaceae. Gene Ontology annotation, molecular function: DNA-binding transcription factor activity, RNA polymerase II-specific; zinc ion binding; transcription cis-regulatory region binding. The transcript has 2 exons.
AUGCCUCGUCAACGGAGCAAGGGCUGCAUCCCCUGCAAGAUGCGCCGAAAGAAAUGCGAUGAGAGAACGCCAACCUGCGUCGCUUGUGCGCGUAAUGUCCUUCUCUGUGCCUGGGACUCCGAGUUACCGCCAAGCAAACCUCACAACUCGGGUGGCAAAGAGUUGAUGACCAAGAGCCAGCGGCUGCUACGACAUCAAUCAGCGCCGAAGAGCAUGAUAUCGGACAUGGCGUUGUCUAUGGCGCCAAACGCUAUACAUCCUCAACUCGCCCACCCGAAGACAAAUUUCCUCUACUCAUUUUUCUAUGCCCGAGCAGCACAAACACUGUCAAUAAAAGAUGAGGAAGGAAACCCCUUCGUGCAUGUCCUGAUGCCAAUGGCCGCUACUAGUGACAUCGUCUUUCAAGCCAUGCUUGCCUUCAGUGGAGUGAUCUAUGAGCAGCAGCAUUCCGAUGCCUUAGCCACAACCACGUGGGAACAUUACGCGCAAGCGAUUCGCAGCUUGAAGCAUAUGCUCACACUCUAUGUUGAUAACCAAGUUGACCGGGGAACUGAACUGGUCGCGACCGUUCUUCUACUGUUGUCCUUGGAGGUCAGUAAAGCAGACUCCGAUGGUCACGCUUUCCGUCAUCUCAGGGCAUGUCGAGAGUUAGUGUCAGGAACUUUUGCCCACUGCCAAAAUCCUCAAUUGUUGGGCUUCCUAGCAGAGUAUUACCUUUACACCCUGUCGCUCCUCCCCUCUAGCUUGAUUGAGCAUUCGGAUCCGAUUGAAGAGGAUAUCGACUUCGCAUUUCGGAUCUUACUGAACAACAGCGUCCCUGCAACCGGCGUGUUAUGUGGAUGUGCCCCGGAGAUGUUUCGUACCAUAUCGAAAGCCACGGUGGUGUCACGUCGUUUGUACGAUGAGCUCACUGAUGAAGCUGGCCCCUCGAAUGAAUGUCUUCAGGAACACCUCGAUCUUUACGACUACGUACAGACUUGGUGGCCAGAAUAUGCCGACGAGGAAAAUGCCAUGAUCGCGCACAUCUAUCAAAUAGCCCUCUUGGUCCUCCUUUUGCAGGCUGAGCCUGGAACUUCUGACAAUAUGGCAAUGAAUGAACUCGUGACAAAUCUCAUUAGUCUCCUUCGGAUGAUUCCGGUCGAGUCCAACACAACCACUGUUCUAGCUUGGCCACUUGCGACGGUAGCACCGUGUGUCAAGUCUAACACAGACCAGACGUUUAUCCUACAGUACUUAGGUGCCGUUGUACAAAAAUACCGAUUUGGCAAUCAUCGGCAGACCGAGCAACUACUUCGGCUAAUUUGGUCGCGCCGUGAUUUACAGGAACGGGGUCCAUAUUGCAUACCUCGCGCGAUGGAGGCACAGGGCUGUCGAUUCUUACUCUGUUAA